Cynara cardunculus var. scolymus (artichoke) is the source of this 2662-nucleotide messenger RNA. Its product is annotated as probable xyloglucan glycosyltransferase 6. Gene Ontology annotation, molecular function: glycosyltransferase activity. Gene Ontology annotation, cellular component: Golgi apparatus. The record is from RefSeq and is a predicted model, not a curated record. The transcript is spliced from 5 exons. NCBI's taxonomy places the organism in Eukaryota, Viridiplantae, Streptophyta, Magnoliopsida, Asterales, Asteraceae. The coding region runs from base 359 to 2383 and encodes 674 amino acids.
UUAUUUUAUGUUGGGUUGAUGGGGUUUCGGCAUCCUUAAUAUUGACUACACCGACAAUUAAUAAAGCCAGCUGCCUGGUAGAGAAUGAACCACCGCACAAGGCGCCGACCAGUUCCACGCGCAGGAUCCUUUUCUACGCUCCCAAGACCUAGUAAUAGAGCGUGAACGGUCGGCAGCGAGUGGCUUCCCUGUAGCUUGAUGAGACAGCAAUACCUCCGCUAAAUCUGCUGCCGAAUCAGUCCUAACUAAAUUUAGCAAUCCGGACCAACAAUGGUGCACUGAGAAAAAUCUUCAGGGAUCUGUGGGUUUCAAGCUUGUAAAUUACACAUACAUUGAUUCUGUAUCUAUCGAUCUAUAUAUGUCUCGGCAACAACACUAUGAAUUUCAAGAAUGGUGGAACAAACAGAGAGAAAAUCACAGUAGUGAACUAUUAUUCAACGAUAAAUCUGAAACCCCCAAUUUUUUGGCGGUUGAACUUGGUAGUGCCGUCGGCAAUCACGAUCUGAGAGUUGAUAAAGAGCGAACGCGAAGUGCUCGACAAAUCAAGCACGUAUGGCUGUUAAAAUUGAUUCAGAUAGCUAGUUCGCUUGCUUAUGUUACCACGGGCUUCGUUUCGUUAGUAAAGACUGUGAACCGACGGAUCAGCGCUGAUUCGCCGUCUGAAAGGUUGUUGUAUCGAUUUGAGACGCGGUUUUAUCGAGUUAUUAAGGUGUUUCUGGUGAUUGUAGUGUUGUUGCUAGUGUUUGAGCUACUUGCUUACUCUAGAGGGUGGCAUUUUAGUCCGCCGACGGUUAGGAGAGCGGCGGAUUUAGUGGAGUACGUUUAUGCGCAUUGGCUUGAGAUUAGGGCGAAUUAUUUGGCACCACCUUUGCAGAAUUUGACGAAUGUUUGUAUUCUUCUGUUCUUGGUACAAUCGGUGGAUCGGUUGCUUUUAGUGCUCGGAUGUUUUUGGAUCAAGUUCAAGAGGAUUAAGCCGGUUGCUGAAUUCGAGUAUUCUUCGGAUUCCGGUGAUGUCAACGUGGAGGAUUAUCCGAUGGUGUUGGUGCAGAUUCCAAUGUGCAACGAGAGGGAGGUCUAUCAACAAUCUAUUUCAGCAAUAUGCGUCCAGGACUGGCCUCGAGAAAGAAUGCUUGUACAGAUUCUUGAUGAUUCUGAUGACACAACUGUUCAGGCCCUUAUCAAGGUGGAGGUUAGCAAAUGGCAACACAGAGGUGUACAUAUAGUAUACAGACAUCGACUUGUUCGCACAGGCUACAAGGCAGGAAAUCUCAAGUCAGCCAUGAAUUGCGAUUACGUAAAAGAUUACGAGUUUGUAGCAAUAUUUGAUGCAGACUUUCAACCAGCACCGGAUUUCCUGAAGAAAACACUCCCACAUUUUAAGGGAAACGAUGAGCUAGCAUUGGUCCAAACAAGAUGGUGUUUUGUAAACAAGGACGAAAAUCUGCUUACAAGGUUGCAAAACAUAAAUUUGACGUUUCAUUUUGAGGUUGAACAACAAGUGAAUGGAGUUUUCAUCAAUUUCUUUGGUUUUAAUGGAACUGCUGGUGUGUGGAGGAUCAAAGCCCUUGAGGAUUGUGGUGGAUGGUUGGAGAGAACAACUGUUGAAGACAUGGAUAUUGCUGUCCGUGCUCAUCUUGCAGGCUGGAAGUUCAUAUAUUUGAAUGACGUCAAGUGUAUGUGUGAGCUCCCGGAAUCAUAUGCAGCAUAUAAGAAGCAGCAACACAGGUGGCAUUCGGGUCCAAUGCAGCUCUUUCGAUUGUGUUUUAUGGACAUUAUCCGUUCAAAGGUGAGUUUCUUGAAGAAGGCUAAUUUGAUCUUCCUUUUCUUUCUGCUACGAAAGCUCGUUCUUCCCUUCUACUCAUUCACUCUUUUCUGCAUAAUUCUUCCAUUGACCAUGUUCCUGCCAGAAGCUCAAUUACCGGCUUGGGUAGUAUGUUACAUACCCGGGAUCAUCUCUGUCUUAAAUAUCCUGCCUGCACCUCGUUCAUUCCCAUUUAUCGUCCCUUACCUUCUCUUUGAGAACACCAUGUCCGUUACCAAAUUCAACGCUAUGAUAUCCGGACUUUUCAAGUUGGGCAGUUCUUACGAAUGGGUAGUAACUAAGAAACUAGGCCGAUCCUCUGAAUCAGACCUUUUAGCCUGUGCUGAAACAGAAGAAGAAACCCCUAUCCACAGAUCCUCUUUGGAGUCGAGUCUUUCAGAUUCGAGAAAGAAACGGAAAAACUGUCUGUAUAGGAAGGAACUUGCUCUUGCCUUCAUUUUGUUAACAGCCUCCCUGAGAAGCUUGUUAUCUGCCCAAGGUAUUCACUUCUAUUUCCUACUGUUUCAAGGGGUUACUUUUCUAGUGGUGGGUCUGGAUUUAAUUGGGGAGCAGGUUAGUUAAUGAAAAAUAGAAGUAGUUCAUUACAACAACACAGUUUUUUGGAUUAGUCUGUUUGAGAUGAGGCCUAUUCUAUAUGUAUAUAGAUAUAGAUAUAGUUCCGAGCCGUGUGGUGUAAGUCUAGUUCAGUCAUUGGAGAAGGUUUAGAGUGUUAUGUAACAUUUAUGCAGGCCUUUUAUUGUUAGGAAUAGAAGAGAGGUGGAUAUUCUUUAUUUGAUAACGUAUGUGUGUUAUCAGUAAUAAUUUGUUUCAGUAUAUAACGGAAUUGGAACAUGUUCAGUC